AGCACGUUUGCUCAGUCUGCAGUUAUCAACGGAGCGGUGAAGACACUAGCUACGAGGAGUGCAUUGUAGGAAAUUGAGGUCGUUUCUCUCUUUGGUUGUUGUUUUGCUUAAAUUGACGAUGAUGAUUCGAACUGGGGUGAAAGUACUGCAGCAAAGUGGCUCUGGAGUAGUGCAGAUCUCAAGAUGUCUCUCGGCGACACCGAAGCGCUUCAACAGCACGGCGGACGCUCCCAACCUGUCCUUUAUGGCGAAUCUGUUCCGGGGAGAGAUCCAACCGGUGCAGGUGUUCCCGUACCCGGAGGCCGCCGACGCCGAGCAGAAAGAGUUCAUCCGAUCGCUCAGGGAGCCCGUCGAUCGGUUCUUUGCAGAAUAUGAUCCCGUUGAAAGCGAGAAGCUCGGAAAGCCUUCGGACGCCGUUAUGGAAGCCAUGUGGGACAUGGGCUGUUUUGGGUUGAUGGCCCCGGAGGAGUACGGUGGACUGAACCUGUCCAACACCGGGUACGCGACGAUGGGAGACGCCGUUGGCGGAGUUGAUUUGGGACUGGCCGUGGUACUCGGAGCGCACCAGAGCAUCGGUUGGAAGGGCAUUCUGCUGUACGGAACCGACGAGCAAAAGAAGAAGUACCUGCCGAUGGUGACCACCGGUAAGACUAUAGCUGCGUUUGCCCUGACGGAACCGAGUUCGGGCUCGGAUGCGGGGUCGAUCAGGACGAGGGCGGUCAAAAGUGCCUGCGGGAAGUUCUACACCAUGAACGGGUCGAAGAUUUGGAUUUCCGGCGGAGGAAUUUCGGAUAUUCUGACCGUCUUUGCCCAGACUGAGGUUGACGAUCCCAAGACGGGCAAGAAGCGGGACAAGGUGACCGCGUUCAUUGUGGAGCGUAGUUUCGGCGGAGUGACCAGUGGACCAGCGGAGGAGAAAAUGGGCAUUCGUUGUUCAAACACGACCGAGGUGUUCUUUGACGAUGUGAAGAUCCCGGUAGAGAACGUGCUCGGAGGAGAAGGUAACGGCUUCAAGGUGGCCAUGAACAUCCUGAACAACGGACGGUUCGGAAUGGCCGGGACGUUGGCCGGUACGAUGCGGAUUUGCAUUGCCAAAGCGACAGAACACGCCAACAACCGGGUCCAGUUCGGGAAGAAGAUCAAAGAGUUUGGCAACGUUCAGGAGAAGCUGGCUCGGAUGGCCAUGCUGCAGUACGUGACGCAAUCCAUGGGCUUCAUGGUGGCCGGGAACAUGGACAACGGUGCCAAGGACUACCAUCUUGAGGCGGCCAUUUCGAAGAUCUUUGCCUCGGAAGCGGCUUGGCAAGUGUGCGACGAAGCCAUCCAGAUCCUCGGAGGAAACGGCUUCAUGACGGCCAGCGGACUGGAGAAAAUCCUCCGUGACAUUCGAAUCUACCGAAUCUUCGAAGGAGCCAACGACAUUCUGCGGCUGUUCGUAGCCCUCACCGGAAUCCAGUACGCCGGCUCUCAUCUCAAAGAACUCCAGCUAGCGUUCAAGAACCCCACCGCAAACCUCGGCCUCAUCUUCAAGGAAGGCUCCCGACGAGCUGCACGAACCAUCGGCAUCGGCGGAGCUGACCUCAGCCAGUACGUGGCACCCCAGCUGAAGGAGUCCGCCCAGUUUUGCGCGGAAAGCAUCGACAUGUUCUCGGUUGCGGUGGAAUCGCUACUCAUCAAGUACGGCAAGCGCAUCGUGGACGAGCAGUUUUUGCUAAUCCGGUUGGCCGACUCCGCCAUCGAUAUCUACGCGAUGGCCAACGUGCUGUCCCGGGCUAGUCGGGCCGUUAACGCAGGGAUGCCCUCGGCGGAACACGAGGUGCUGAUGGCGAAGGCGUGGUGUAUUGAGGCAAACAACCGUGUCACCGGUAAUCUCAAGCGGAUUAACAAACGGCUCCACCUGGAGAACUUUAAAACGAUGUCCAGCAUUGCCAAGAAUGUGCUCGAGUCGGGAGGGGUCGUGCAGAAGCUGCCAGUCGAAUGUUGAA
Molecule: messenger RNA, 1985 nt
Organism: Culex pipiens pallens (northern house mosquito)
Lineage: Eukaryota; Metazoa; Arthropoda; Insecta; Diptera; Culicidae
Product: very long-chain specific acyl-CoA dehydrogenase, mitochondrial-like
Exons: 4
Coding region: 119-1984 (621 amino acids)
Molecular function (GO): very-long-chain fatty acyl-CoA dehydrogenase activity; fatty-acyl-CoA binding; flavin adenine dinucleotide binding
Source: RefSeq, a predicted model, not a curated record